This is a messenger RNA of Umbelopsis ramanniana AG, 1177 nucleotides long. RefSeq lists its product as uncharacterized. NCBI's taxonomy places the organism in Eukaryota, Fungi, Mucoromycota, Umbelopsidomycetes, Umbelopsidales, Umbelopsidaceae. The transcript has 5 exons. Bases 179 to 970 code for a protein of 263 amino acids. The record is from RefSeq and is a predicted model, not a curated record.
CUUGAAAUUAGACUUUGUCUGAGUAAGGCAGGUUGGAGGUCCGUUUGCUCUUGUGUUCUGAAGGAGAAUAGGAACAAUUUCGUACUGCAGCAGUAAAUUCCAUUUUCAGUUUCCAAUUUUUAUUUUUUUUAUUCUGACGAUUGCUGUGCCUUCCUGCCUUAUCUCCUUUUUUUCCAAAAUGAAUAUUCUUUACGAUCAGAUUGUCCUAUUCGGCGACUCCAUCACUCAGGGUAGCUUUGAGACAAAGUACACUGGAUGGGGUGCUUCUCUUGCUGAUGCAUAUCAGCGACGAGCAGAUGUUUUGAAUCGAGGGUUCUCAGGCUAUAACACCAAAUGGGCCAUGCCAAUCUUCAAACAAUUGUUGCCCGAAAAGCCAGAUGAAACUCAGAGAGCGAAAAUCCGCUUGAUGACAAUUUUCUUCGGUGCAAAUGACGCUUCCGAGUCUUGGACCGAACAGCACGUUCCAAUAGAUGUGUACGCCGACAACUUGACAACCAUUGUCGAAGGAAUUCAGAAAUACAGUGCCGACACUCGAAUCAUUGUCAUCACCCCUCCACCAGUCAACGAAGUUCAGUGGAAGAAGAGAUGCGAAGACGGCGGUGGUGUCUUGGAUCGAUCCAAUGAAUUGGCUAAGGCGUAUGCUGAAGCUGCAAAGGAUGUAGCGAGAAAACACAAUGUGCCUUACGUUGACCUAUGGACUGAGAUCAUGAAACUGGUCGAUGAUUCUGGUAGUGCUGAGGAUAUGGCAGAGCUAACGAGCGAGAAGUUACAUAAUCGCGACUUGUCUGAGUUUUUGUAUGACGGCCUACACUUGGAUGCUCUUGGUUGUCAAGUUCUUUUUGCUGCUUUGAUGCAGACCAUCAAGUUGAACUUCCCUGAAUUGAAUCCAGAGAGCAUGCCUGAAGAAUUGCCAGGAUUCUGGGAGGUUCCCAAGGAAGAUUAUGAAACAGCUCUUACAUUCAGAAAAUAAAUAGAAUUAGAAAUAGACAUGGUCGUGUCGAGACAGGUUUACAUUUGGCCGGUUGAAUUGAUCUGACUCUGAAUAUACAGACGCUGUCGCCAAGCAUGCUCUUCUCAGCUAAUCGCUGUCACAAACCCGUCACAAGCUGUACGUGGCAUGCAAACACAAUACAUUACAAAGAAGAGCUUUGGCUUGUGCAAAAGAAUUGAAAGCUCG